Messenger RNA from Durio zibethinus, 612 nucleotides. The record is from RefSeq and is a predicted model, not a curated record. NCBI's taxonomy places the organism in Eukaryota, Viridiplantae, Streptophyta, Magnoliopsida, Malvales, Malvaceae.
AUGGGCAAUUCAAUAUCUCCAUGUUUCCAACAAAACCCAAGGUCUUUAGUGAAGCUGAUUUUCUGGGAAGGAAAUACAAGAAUCUUAACGGGAAAGCAUAUCGCCGGCGAGGUCAUGUUUGAGUUUCCAGACAGGAUGGUUUGCCAUGCAGAUUCUUUCUUCAUUGGUCACCCCAUCCCAGCUUUAGCCAUAGACGAUGACCUCAUGCCAGGCCAAACUUACUUUGUUCUUCCCCUCGAUCGCUUUGCAUGCAAUAAUGUCUUGUCAGCUUCUUCCCUUGCUGCCUUAAACUCUAGCUCUAAACCAGCUCCAGUCAACUUUGGUCAGUGCCCUUUUGAGUAUGUCAAAGAUUCCCAUGGUAGGGUUUUGAUCAAGGUGGUGCCUGAGUUUAUAACAAGGUUGAUCAAUCAUAGAAGCAAAGAAGAAGGAACUGGGAGUCCUGGGAAUAGUUUUCUUUGCAGCACUCCGGAGUUGAAAAAGCAUUACGAGAUGCUUGUUGGUCCUAAAGAACAAGUUUGGUCGCCUAAACUUGAGACGAUUUCAGAGUAUAAGAUCAGGUUUUCACCUUGCAGGUUCAUAGGGUUGGAGUGGAAACAAAAGGAGAAGCAAUAA